Messenger RNA from Polyodon spathula (Mississippi paddlefish), 2464 nucleotides. Its product is annotated as sulfide:quinone oxidoreductase, mitochondrial-like. The coding region runs from base 403 to 1734 and encodes 443 amino acids. NCBI's taxonomy places the organism in Eukaryota, Metazoa, Chordata, Actinopteri, Acipenseriformes, Polyodontidae. Gene Ontology annotation, molecular function: FAD binding; sulfide:quinone oxidoreductase activity. The transcript is spliced from 10 exons. Gene Ontology annotation, cellular component: mitochondrion. The record is from RefSeq and is a predicted model, not a curated record.
GACUCUCAUGUAUUUUUAAAUUGUUCAUUCCUAAAAUCCAGGGGUGCCUGAUACCCCAUGCAAAAAGACAUUCUGUACAUGUAUUAAUUAGUUGUCUUGUGUAAACAAAAGCAAAAGAUAGAGAAGCAGUAUGCUGCCAAAACACUCCUUAAUGGGAAACGAAGGAAGAUAAUCCAUGCAGUAUCCUUGAUGACGUAAAAGCAAAGGGAUAAAGGAAGGGGUGGUUCUGGUGAUGAAAGAGCAGCCCUUGAUUUGAUCUUAGAAGGCAAGAUGGAAGAAUAGCGAGAGCCGGUGCUUGGAAUUAAACACAAAUUUCUCCUGAAUAGGUUUAUUGCCCUGUUCUUUGUGCCUGGCACACUCGCAAAACCCGCUGCAAGAUUGGGCAGUACUGUUGGAGCAAGUAUGGCGAGUCCAGUUUUCUAUGCACAGCGCCUGCUGUGUCGCAUCGGGCCUGAUCUACGGAGUGUCUGUGGUCUGCACACCACCAGCAGCUGUGCCUCGAAGGACCACUACAAAGUCCUGGUGGUGGGUGGUGGAAGUGGUGGAAUUACCAUGAGCGCUCGGAUGAAAAGGAAAGUCGGAGCUGGAAAUGUAGCCGUCAUUGAGCCUAGUGAGAAUCAUUAUUACCAGCCACUCUGGACUCUGGUAGGAGCGGGUGCAAAGACUCUUAGCACAUCCAGAAGAUCCACUGCUAGUCUCAUCCCCGCUGGAGUUAAAUGGAUCAAGUCCCAGGUGCAGGAGUUUAGCCCAGACAAGAACUGUGUGCGCACUCAUGAUGGUAAAGAGAUAUCAUAUCAGUAUCUUAUUGUUGCUCUUGGGCUCAAGCUGCAUUAUGAAAAGAUUAAGGGUUUGCCUGAAGGUUUUAAUUAUCCAAAGAUUGGCUCCAACUACUCGGUUGAGACAGUAGACAAAACCUGGAAGGCUCUGCAGGAUUUCAAGGAGGGCAAUGCUAUCUUUACAUUCCCCAACACGCCAGUCAAGUGUGCAGGUGCGCCACAGAAGAUUAUGUACCUCGCUGAUGCCUACUUCAGGAAGACAGGGAAAAGAUCCAAAGCCACCAUUACAUACAAUACUUCCCUGCCUGUAUUAUUUGGUAUUAAGAAAUAUGCCGACUCUUUGUGGAACAUUGUGAAGACACGGGACCUGAAUGUGAACCUCAGACAUAACCUCAUCGAGGUCCGGCCGGACAAACAGGAGGCUGUGUUUGAAAAGCUAGACAAUCCCGGAGAAACUGUGGUUUUCGAGUAUGAAAUGCUUCAUGUUACUCCUCCAAUGGGACCCCAUGAGGUUCUGAAAAACAGUACAUUGGUGGAUGAAGCAGGCUGGCUUGAUAUAGACAAAGACAUGCUGCAGCAUAAAAAGUAUCCCAAUGUAUUUGGUAUCGGGGACUGUACUAAUCUUCCUACUGCAAAGACAGCUGCAGCAGUCGCGGCUCAGUCUUCAGUUCUUGAUAGAACUAUUUCAAGGGUGAUGAAGAAGGAGAAGCCUGACAAAAGGUAUGACGGAUACACUUCUUGCCCAUUGGUGACAAGCUACAACACUGUUAUACUGGCGGAAUAUGACUACAAUGGUCAGCCUCUGGAAACAUUCCCUAUUGACCAAAGCAAGGAGCGGAUGAGCAUGUUCUACAUGAAGGCUAAUAUGAUGCCACAUCUGUACUGGCACGGCCUGCUGAAGGGAUUAUGGGGAGGACCAGGCCCUUACAGAAAGAUAAUGCACCUUGGUAUGAAGUAACCAGGAGAAGCUUCGCAGAAAUCCUCACGUCGAUUAUUUUAUGUGUCUUUAAACAGCAGAUCAAUUGCCAUUCCUCUCACUUCUUUGCUGCUGGGCUUUUAUUGUUUAUUGAUUCCUCAUGUCGCCAGCAGCCUUAGCUUACUCUCUAUCAUUGUGAAUUUAAUAGAAAAUGUAAACACUUCCUGAAAGAUAUGGGGCUACUGGAAAUGAGCAGCGCUUACUGUGGAUCCCCCAGUAGAUGAUUCACUAGCAUCAUGGCAUGCACCAUGCUUAUGCUAAAUUUGUUUUCAUUAGAAAAAUCAUUGACUAAAUUAAAAAAUAAAUAAUAAUAAUAAUAAUAAUAAUGUGUUAUAAGCUGAAACUCUUAGUGCAAAGUGUGAGAUUGUGUGUUUUUUCCAUUUAAUAUGCAGGUAUUCUCGUCUCAUUGUUCUUAAUUGUGCUGUGUAAAAGUGACCACGUUAAGAUAAUUGUACAGAGAUCAUGGUAGCUGUACAUGCAGACUUGCAAAACCAUAAAAAUGUGUAUUAUGUAAACAUUAGACCUAAGAUAUUCAGUGUAUACUGGAAAUGGUGUAUUCUAUAAUUUGUGUUUUUCUAACUGUAAUGAUCUUUUGGUAACAAACUACCUGUCUUUUGAAGAUACAAAAUUGGAGUAGUUAGGCUGCAUAACUGAAUUUUAUGUGUAUUGAAGAUACUCAAUAGGUGUUUCCCAAUACUCCUAAUAAUAAAGA